Molecule: messenger RNA, 1458 nt
Organism: Penicillium angulare
Lineage: Eukaryota; Fungi; Ascomycota; Eurotiomycetes; Eurotiales; Aspergillaceae
Product: sulfatase family protein
Exons: 1
Coding region: 1-1458 (485 amino acids)
Molecular function (GO): arylsulfatase activity
Source: RefSeq, a predicted model, not a curated record
AUGUCUGAAAAAAGGAAUGUUCUUCUGUUCAUAGCCGAUGACCUUGGAAAGCAGCUCGGCUGCUACGGCGCGAAAUAUAUCGCCACGCCAAACAUCGAUCGACUUUCGAAUGAGGGAACACGGUUUGAAAAUGCCUUUGCAAGCACUGCCUCCUGUAGUGGCAGCCGUUCUGUCAUUUAUACCGGUCUCCAUACUCAUCAGAAUGGACAGUAUGGACUUGCCAGUCAUCGACACCAUUUUGUUACAUUUGAUCACGUUGAGACAAUGCCCCAUUUACUGAAUCAAUUUGGAUAUCAGACGGGUAUCCUAGGAAAGAUUCAUGUUGGGCCAUCCAAUGUGUACCCCUGGGGAGAGAUACAAGAGAGUAAUACAAGGGAUGUCGCUCUGGUCGCCGACCAAGCAAGAGAGUUCUUUGGAAACGCUAGCAAAAGUCCAGAUCCAUUCUGCUUAACGGUUGGAUUCAUUGACCCACACCGCGAUUCAACACGAGGUGGAUUUGGGAAUGACACAUUGUACGAUCCUCGAAUCAUACACGCAGAUUAUAGCCCAGAUGAUGUGGAGGUCCCUCCAUUUAUCAGUGACACACCUGGUACUCGAUUGGAGUUAUCUCAAUACUAUAACUCAAUCCAUAGGCUUGAUCAGGGUGUUGGUAUGACACUGGAUGCUUUAUCUGAUGCAGGGCUGACAGAUUCCACCCUCGUCAUCUUUAUCAGUGAUAAUGGGCCACCUUUUAUCAACUCGAAGACAACAUUGUAUGAUGCAGGGGUACGACUACCUUUAAUUAUCAAAGAUCCCCUCAAGCCGCCAGCUGUCAGCCCAAAUCUGGUCUCGUAUGUUGACAUUCUCCCCACUAUUCUCGACUAUCUGGGACAUCCAGGGGUUGAAGAUAAAAGUGGGAAGCGCAUUGGGCGCUCUCUUAUUUCAGUUCUUGGCAACACCUCUGAGCUUCCUGGGUUCGAUCAUGUGUUUGGUUCUCAUACAUUCCAUGAGGUCACAAACUACUGGCCCACUCGUUUUAUCAGAGACCGUCAAUUCAAGUAUCAUCGAAACCUAGCAUGGCGACUGGACUUCCCGUUUGCUGCUGACUUAUACGGCUCUCUUUCCUGGGAGGAUGUUCGAAAUUCAACAGAAAAGGAUAUCAUGAUUGGUGAUCGAAAACUAAAGGACUUUUUCUUUCGGCCACCUGAAGAGCUCUAUGACUUGCAAAAUGAUCCAAAUGAGGUCAACAACCUGGUGGAUGAUCCAGACUACACUUCCGUAUUGACGACUUUGAGAUCUAAGCUCGAGACUUGGCAACGUAGAACAGAAGAUCCUUGGCUUUACCGCGAUGGCGUGUCUCUCUGGUUUAUACGGCACCAUUUGGCCGCUGGGUUAAAAGUUCCAGAUAUAUUGGACUUGGAUAUCGAUAAACCCGGAAACCAGGAAGGCAAAUUUGUUGAACAAAGACAGUGGGGGUGA